Messenger RNA from Racocetra persica, 405 nucleotides. The record is from the annotation of a GenBank genome assembly. NCBI's taxonomy places the organism in Eukaryota, Fungi, Glomeromycota, Glomeromycetes, Diversisporales, Gigasporaceae.
AUGCCUCCCAAGACAGCUGAAAAGAAGCCUGCGACUACCGGUGGUAAAGCUCCGGCCACUAAAGUUCCAAGCGAAAAGAAGAAACCAGCAGCCCCUGGUGAUAAAGUCAAGAAGAGAAAACUGAGAAAAGAGACUUACUCAAGUUACAUCUACAAAGUCUUAAAACAAGUUCACCCUGACACCGGUAUUUCGAACAAGGCUAUGUCGAUUAUGAAUUCUUUUGUAAAUGAUAUCUUUGAACGCAUUGCUGUUGAAGCUUCUAAACUUGCGGCGUACAACAAGAGAUCUACCAUUUCGUCCAGAGAAAUCCAAACAGCAGUUAGGCUUAUUCUUCCAGGAGAGUUGGCGAAACAUGCCGUUUCCGAAGGUACCAAGGCUGUAACCAAGUAUACCAGCUCCAAAUAA